Messenger RNA from Moneuplotes crassus, 756 nucleotides. NCBI's taxonomy places the organism in Eukaryota, Ciliophora, Spirotrichea, Euplotida, Euplotidae. The record is from the annotation of a GenBank genome assembly.
CUUCUUCACAAUUAAUUUAAAAGAAAUUGAUGUAAGUUUAGAAAAUGAAUGUUUCAUUUAACAUUUCUAAUAAGAACAUUAUCUUGCUUUCAUCUCUAAAAGUGGACCUUUAAAGAUGAAUUCUUCUGUUAUGUACUUAAAUGUUGAAAAAGAGUAAAAAUUUUCUUCCAUGAAAUUAUUCGGUACUAACUUUGCUCUUCAGAUCAAUUAUGAAAAGGAGUACAAAGAUUAUAAGAUACAAAGCUAUUGACAAAAUGGAACCUCUGCAUAGACCUGACACACCUCCAGAGACUAAGAAGCACUUGAAAUGGGCUUCUCAAGUCUUAAAGGAUCAUCAGACAACCUCUGCGGCAGCUCAGAAGAUGAUAAUGAGCGCCAACAAGACCAAGCGAAGGAUGACUCAUGAAAUUAAGGAGGCUAGAAGAGUAAUCUCAAGAUGGGAUGACUACAAUACUGACCUUCAAAAAGCAUGCACUGCUCUCAACACCCGCCGUAUUUUCGCUGACGAGAAGUCUAAAGAACAUAGAGCUAAACUUCAUGAGGAAAGAGUCAGAAGACUUCACUACACAAGUCCUACGAAAUGUUCGAUUGUUAAAAGACAGCCGAAGUAUGCUCCCUUAGUCACGAAGAUCCCUAAAAGUUUUAAUGUGUACUAAGCCAUUGUCCUUCUUAAGAUCUAUGCGGCUAAAUGGGCUGAGUCGGAAGGAUUUUGGGAUUAAGUUGUUCUUUAAACUGAAAUUUCGUUAAUAUAAUCUU